Messenger RNA from Salmo salar (Atlantic salmon), 6436 nucleotides. It is a transcript of the gene syt11a, whose product is annotated as synaptotagmin XIa. Gene Ontology annotation, cellular component: axon; exocytic vesicle; plasma membrane. NCBI's taxonomy places the organism in Eukaryota, Metazoa, Chordata, Actinopteri, Salmoniformes, Salmonidae. Gene Ontology annotation, biological process: calcium ion-regulated exocytosis of neurotransmitter; vesicle fusion. Gene Ontology annotation, molecular function: clathrin binding; phosphatidylserine binding; calcium-dependent phospholipid binding. The record is from RefSeq and is a predicted model, not a curated record.
UCAAUUGAGAUUCUCCCCUAGACUCCCCGUUAUCCGUGGGGGAGACCAACUCUGGUUGUAGUAGUCGCGCUCAGCAGCCGCACCCGAGAUCGAAACUGGAGUGGGAAGAAGCAAGCGCAAGCGCCAUCCGGAGCGCAUCAUUGAGAAGCCACAGAAUCAAAACAAUAAUUUCGCACUGAGAAAAAUACCACGGUCAAACAUCGUCGCCUCAUCUGACCUUAAGAAAAACGGAGGGACAAGAUCAUUCAUGGAAAUAAAAUAGAAACCUGCGAGUUUUAAUUGUUUUAUUUUAAUCUUCUUUUUUUUUCUUUCUGACAACAACACAGCCAUUUCAACCCCAAAAUGACUGAGAUAACCAAUUUAAGACCAGCAUAUGAGGUGUCCCCGGUGCUGGCGGGCUUCCUGGGCGCCGGGGUCCUGGUGGUCUCGGUCACAGUGGCCGUCUUCCUCUGGACCUGCUGCCAGCGUCGCUACCGCCAGAUGACGGGCAGCUACAAGCUCCAAUCGGGACCCUGCGACCCGUCCGUGGACCCGCCCUACAAGUUUAUCCACAUGCUCAAGGGAAUCAGCAUCUACCCGGAGACACUCAGUAACAAGAAGAUCGUCCGCGUGGGUCGACGCCCGGGCUCCUCGGGAAAUGGCGGCGGAUCCGGCGUCGAGUGGGGUCGUAAUGGCGAGCGAGGAAGAGGGGGAGGAAGGGUGAUGCUGGUGGACGCUGACCCAGAAACGGGCCUGCUCAACGGCUCCACCCACCUGCAGAUGAGUCACCUGCUGCCUCCUGCUGGACAGCCCAGGAUAGAGCGGGCGCUGCCCAUCCGAGCCGACUACUGCUGCCUGGAGAGCAGCUCUGGAGGUAACAGCAGUAGCAGUAGCUGUGAUGCCAGCAAGACAGCCUCGCCCUUUACCCCGUGCCAGGGGGAGGGCACCACCACGCCGCACGCUGCCCUAGGUACCCUCAGCCUGUCCGUGGACUACAACUUCCCCAAGAAGGCGCUGGUGGUGACCAUUGUUGGCGCCCAGGGUCUGCCGGCCGUGGACGAGCAGGCAGGUAGCUCGGACCCCUACGUGAAGAUGACCAUACUGCCAGAAAAGAAGCAUCGGGUCAAGACCCGCGUCCUGAGGAAGACCUUGGAGCCAGUGUUUGACGAGACGUUUACGUUCUACGGCGUGGCCUACAGCACACUGCCCGACCUCACACUGCACUUCCUGGUGCUCAGCUUUGACCGCUUCGCCCGUGAUGAUGUCAUCGGGGAGGCGGCAGUGCCUCUGGCCGGGGUGGACCCCAGCACGGGACGAGUUCACAUCACCCAACAGAUCAGCAAGAGACACAUCCAGUGUGUGAGCCGUGGGGAGUUGCUGGUGUCUUUGUCCUACCAGCCUGUCACUCACAGGCUCAAUGUGGUGGUGCUGAAGGCCAAACACCUGCCCAGGAUGGACAUCACUGGCCUGUCAGGCAACCCCUACGUGAAGGUGAACGUGUUCUACAGCCACAAGCGCAUCGCCAAGAAGAAGACGCACGUGAAAAAGUGCACACUCAACCCCGUUUUCAACGAGUCAUUCAUCUACGACGUGCCUGCCGAGCUGCUGGCCGACAUCUCCGUGGAGUUCCUGGUGGUCGACUUCGACCGUACCACCAAGAACGAGGUGGUGGGCCGCCUGGUGCUGGGUGGCCAGAGCCUCAUGCCCACUGGGGUCACCCACUGGAGAGAGGUCUGCGACAACCCCCGCCGGCAGAUUGCCAAGUGGCACACCCUGGGCGAGUAUUAGGACAGCUCAGAAAAAUCUCCCCAAAUGUUCAAAAAUCGUGCAAUUUCUCGGAGCGGGUAUUCCGUCGGAAAACCACCACCGCUACUAUUUCAAUCCUAUUCUCUUCGAAAAAUAAAUAAAAGAAUGAAAUAGAACCCUUCCCAUCUGAAAUAAAGAGACCCAACCCGACCACCGUAACCCCACCCAGCAUGGACGUGUAAGGUAGGACCGUUCUCUUCUAUGAAAAAUGACCGCAACCAUUGAGAUGACCCCCGGGGGCCGAGAAAAAUCUGACCAGACUUUCAGAAAUCACUGACGACAAAAGACUUGAUUGAGGAUUUCAAAAUCUAUAUCUGAAUAUAUAAAGACAUAUUCAAAUGUAUACACAAAUAUAUAGCCUACACAUUCAAUACUGUUAGCAGUAUCUAUGUGGUCCUACCGGUUGGGUGGGGGUGUAAAGGGGAUGUGGUUAAUCCGGUCAGAGUUCACAUCAGAGUGCGUCACAAUCACCCACCCUCGUUCACCAGCCCCUGUCACCCAUAGGUAUAAACAUUCAAUUACUUGCUUGCUUGAACAAGUUAAAUAUAAAACACACCUGGGAAGGAAGGUGGCCACAGAAUACAGUAUGCAAGACUUUCUCUUAACCUAGUGUACCAAUUCCCUUUAAACCAGGAAGUAUCUCCUGGUACUGCACAAAAUUGGGAGGGUUUAUGUUAAUUAGAGGGUGUGGUUAAUUUAUAUUGAGACGGGGCUGUUUUUUAAAGUAGGGACGUUUUUUUUUUUUUAACAGGAGUGGUAAUAUUAGACGUGUGGUCAAUCUAUGGGGCAGGAUAGAGUACUAUAUUACAAUAUUCACGGGAUAAUACUGAUAUCGCUAAGUGUUUUUAAGUUAUGGGCAGGUAAGGCUAUAGGGAUGUCUUGAUCUUAUCUACCACCACGUUUAUGUUUCUUAAUUUCAAUGUGGACCAUAUAUGUUUCAUCAGUAAGCUCACAUGUAGCAACAAAACCCAUGAAACCCAGUAGUCAAACUGCGCGAGUCAGAGCUUUUUCAUGCACAGUGUAAAAUGGGCUCGAGUUCAAGCCACCUUUCUUAUCCUAUUUUAGCGAGGCAGAGACAAAAUGGGGAAUUUCAUUUUGUGGGGCAGAUUCAUACCAACGCUGGCAUAACAAUUGGACAUUAUUCACCUGCGGUUCACGUACAUGUUGGAAAACCUGCGUUCAGUAUAUAACAAUGUGUCUAUGAUAAGUCAAUCAAUCAACCAAAUGUAUUUAUAAAGCCCUUCUUACAUCAGCUGAUGUCACAAAGGGCUGUACAGAAACCCAGCCUAAAACCCCAAACAGCAAGCAAUGCAGGUGUAGAAGCACGAUAAGUGCAUUGUGGAGCUAAUCAAAACAGUUCAAUCUAAAUUGAGAGGAUGGAAAAUCACUCUGCUACAAAUCUCUGUUAUAUUCCUUCACUGAACCCUCCCUCAGUAGCACACAACCUCAGUGGAUUGGGUCUACCCCAUUAGAGUAAAUGGAUGAUUUCUGGUUUUACUUUGUGACUCCUGUUGCUCUCCCUAUCAUUUCACUGGUGCAUUUAUUUUUAGACCUGACGUGAUUGGUCGAGGCGAGGCUGUAGCCAUGUAGCACGGGAAGCUAUAAUUGUACGGAUCUCAAUGUACCCGAAAGCCGUUGUUAUAGUACAUCCGUUGUCAUGGUGACCACAUGAGCAGAAGGCCAUGAAAUGAUCUGUAACUUUGUCUGUCUAUCACCAAUUCUACCAGAGAGAGCUUUGUAGUUCAUAUGCUGUUCCACAGUGGCCAUUUGGCCCUGUAUACACUUGCAUGUCAGUGCUUUUCUCCUGUUAAUUUAUUAGAAUAAGUAAUUGAGUAGAAUUUACUAGAAUUUAUAGUCAUGCUAUUGGUAACGGCUCAGUCGAUCCUUGUUUGAACUCACCAUCUUUUGGAAAUAUAUUUUGUGUGGGGUGAGUUUGUGUAAGAAUGCAAAUGUUCAUCUCCUGCAAUGUCUCAUCCACUGAAUUCAGCAAAGGUUUCAAAGUGUCAGCUCUGGCUCUGGUGCCCUCCCUUCUCCCCGAGCUCUUGCUCUCUGUUUAUCACCGCUGUUGCUCCACAGCACGGUCCCCAUUCUGUCAGAGGAUUUUUGAACUAUGAUAGUCAAUAGCGAUCAAAUGAAGUCAAGCUGUCACUGCACACUGUCUCUUUGCUGUGUGUGUGUAUACACUGUAUCUCACUGUAGGUGUACACUGCUAACCACUUAGCUUGAAUGUUGCAUAUCCCUACACUCACACACAGGUAAAUAUUGUACACAAUCAGCUUCACGGCCUCUAAGGUGCUCAAACUGAGUCCUUAUAAACUAGCUGCAAUGCUAGCUUGAGUUUGAGCUAAAUUGAGCUAGCAAAUAAAUGACCAUAAAUGUCUGUUAUUAGAUGUUAUUUGCGUGGUGUUGUCACUCAACAAGCUUCUUUGGUUAAUGCUUGGCAUAUCACAGUUUUAUGUAGAUACCAUCGAUAGCAGUUUUGGCACUCGUACGUGUUUAAGCGGGCAGUUGUGUCCUUUCCUAUGAAAGUCAUCACAUUCCACAUGGAACUGAGAGUAGGCAGUAUGCACAUCUGGGCUGCACACUGAACAUUUUGUAUAUCUGAUUGCACUUUGAAAAGCCCAGAGCAACCAUUUUGUUUUUAAUCACUGGUUGAUUUGAUCAAACUUUUUUUUUUGCCACGGAACCUGAUUUAUUUAUUUUUUUGCUCUCUUUUGAUACUUUUGAAAACAAAUAUCUAUUUGUAGUUAUUGUAACAUAAAAGGCUAAUAUCCUGGGCCGUUCAAGUCCUUUGUCCUAUAGUUUUCCCUCACAGCCAUGAGAUAUGAGAAAUUUGUUAGUUACAUGCACAGUAUCUUCAGUUUCCAUCGAAACAAAACAUCAAGGCAACUUGUUGAAACAAAAUGUAAUUGUCAUUGAGAAGCACUGUGUCUCGGAACCCAUUUCAUCAUGUUUGAAUCAUUUGCACAGCACUUUAAAAAAAAAAAAAAAAAAAAUCACAACAGCCGCACAGGUUUUGAUAACAUACAGGCAUUUUUCAAACUGUAGUCUUUCCAAUUCAGAGGAAGAUCCUCUGACUAUCCUUUUGUCUUUCUCUCUGUAGGAGGCUUCCAGUCUGGGGCAUGAUUUAAUUAUAUGGAUAUAAGAUCUGUUGGAGUGAGGUAAAAUUGCAUUAGCCCUAACACCGUGACCCCACCUAGUCUUGGCUUGGGCAAAGAUGUGCUGGGCAGUAGCCUGGAAAUGUGUUUGUAUUUAACAUAUGGGGCCCUGAAGGUAGACUUUAAAUGGCCAAAUUUGUAGUGUGAGCACAGGCUUAAGCAUGUCAGAGUCUCACCACUGAAAGGCCAAUGGGUUGUAGUCCACCGUUUGGCCAACUUUGCCCAGGAGGUUCUAACAUGGUGGCUGAGGAAUAGUGUGAUGUUAUCUUUAUUCAUUGCUGGAGAGUUAAACGGUACAUCUAGAAAGGAGUAGUGUUCAGGCUCCUAACCGUAGCCGCGCUAAUAAGGGUUGCGUUCAAUAUUUUAAAAAAGUGUUAAAGUGGAGCAUUUUUGGAGGGUGAAAGGAGAAUGACAGCGUCUUAGCAUUGUUCUGUGGAAAAGGAUGGCUGUCAAUGUGUCGGUUUGAUAAGGACACAAGUGUUUUUUUGUCUCACGUGUCUGUGCAUGACAGAUAAUUACUGCGAGAGGUGAGAUGUCUUUGGCUAGCAACAUUGUGAGUUCUGUUCAUGACAGGAAGGUUUAGUGGAGAUCAAAUCAAGAUGUAUCAUAAUUGCUAUCUAACAUAUUUUAGAAAACAAACCGUGUACAUUCUCCCGUUUCUGUAUCUUUGACAGAUUUUCUAGUUUCCUAUUUCUAUGUUCUCACUGUUUCUUUCUGACUUUAAUUUGAGAUUCUGGGGUUGUGUAUAUUACAGGUGCCUGUGAUCGAUAUUCAACAGUUUCUUCUUCCUAUGAGCAUUUCCUUUUGUAAAUAGCACAGAAAGCACUCUGCAAAGAUCAGCAACGAUGUCCCAUAUCACUGAAUAAUCCAAACCAAAAUUAGAUGCUGUGUCUUUGUUACCCUCUGUUUUGCUGGCCUCCCCUAAACCCAUAGCUUAAUUAAAACCUCUUUUGUAGAUAUCAAAAUGUAAAUACAGUAUAACCUUGUGUAAAUGAGUUUGUUCCCAGACACUAUCAGGCAGAUGCACUGCCGCCUGUCGUUAGCGUAUGUGAUUGUUUCCCCAGGAAUGGCAAAGGGCUCUCCCCUCGCUGUGAAUGUGUUCAAUUGUUGGGGUGCCCUCCCUUUUCCUAUCCCUUGGCCCUGACUGAAUCCCUCUCUCUAGUCCACUCUCCUUUUCCUCCCAUGAGAACCCAUCCCACUCUUUCGCUGUUGUGUGUUGUACAGACAAAUCUGAGCUGUGAAUAAAAAGAGACAAAGAAAUCAAUGGGUUGUGAGUAUCCCAUUGGCUGUCAUUGAUUCACCGCCUCAGUCAUAAUUGAAGGUCAGAGUUGUACGUUGUGUGUGGGGGAAAUGCAAAACAAGACCAGUACUCUGAAAUGUGUUUAAACUGCAUAAUGCUAUGAAGUCUAUGCUAAAUAUAUUACACUAAUGCUGACUUGUUGAAUUUGUUAACACAAUGAACGUGCAAAUAAAUAAAAAAAACUGAUACACUA